Molecule: messenger RNA, 4494 nt
Organism: Paramuricea clavata
Lineage: Eukaryota; Metazoa; Cnidaria; Anthozoa; Malacalcyonacea; Plexauridae
Source: the annotation of a GenBank genome assembly
UUUUGUGAUUUUGUAUCAAUAAUCGCUUAAUCGGUGCAACAAAAUGGCCAGUGAAUCGCCUAUGAAAAUCUGGCUAAUAAAAAUUGGCCUAAUGAAAUACUCGGCUUUGCUGAGUGGCCAAGGAUAUACGGAUGAAAUGGAUAUAUUCAUGCUGAAUGAGAGGGAUUUAAACAGCGUACACAUCAUGGAUACCAGAGACAGGGAUACAAUCUUAAAUGCAGGUUAGUAUUCUUGAACGACCUUACCGCUGUAUUGAACUGCGCCCUUAACAAACCCCUUUCACAUUUGUACGGCUACAAAAUAGUAUUUAUUAAAGAACCUGGUACUUCGAUACAGGGCUAAUUACACAAUGAUGUCAAUGAUCUGAUAGUUACUUCAAUGGCACUUAAUUGGUUUUCUCACGCUGAGGAUUUUACUUGUUAUUAUAGUUCUUGAUUUACGGACGGAAAAGUAAAAUAGUUGUCGAAAAUAUUUGAGCUCUUUCUUAAAUCUAUAAAGUCAUAAAGUUGAACCUACCAUAGCAGACGACAAUUCUUCUCGCGGUUCAAAAGGCCGUUUGCGUAGCUAUAAAAACCUGGCUAUAGGAUUUCUUUAUGUUCACUUCCGAAUCAAAUAAACUGUGGACAUUGCACGGGAUGUUUAAAUAAAAACAAAUCAUUAAAAAUGUCUCACGUAGUGUAGACAGACUCAAGUAGUUACGACAUUGCAGCUAGAUCAUUUUAUUUGUUCGUAAAUGCUUCCAGUUAACUUUAGAAGAACUUGUAUACAGUUUUUACUUGUACUCACUAUAAACGAAACUCAAGUUUCGCUUUCUGCUUUCAAAACGGGACAAACCUCGGGGAAAGUCCAGGUAUUUGCUAAUUAACAUAGUAAUUAACAUAAUUAGCAUAAUACAAACAAUGACGCGGUCAAAGUUCUUUCCAUUUUAUUUAUUCCAGCAUUCUUGUACUUGGAGACAAAUACAAUUGAGAGAUAUGGUUUAUUUUUACCCUUCUUCUAAUGCUUGCAGAAACCAAGCAAUAUAAAGACCAAAUUAGGCCACUUUUUGUUGUAUAUUAGUUUCUCAUCCGGGGCUUCACCUAAAGUUGACGCGGGCGGGCAUUACCAUAAUAUACCGGAGUUUCCCCUCUCAUAAAAUUUAUUUUGAGGAAGUGCGCAUUAAGCAUUUAUAUAGUGCAUUACCAUAAUAUACUGGAGUUUCCCUCUCCGUAAAAUUUAUUUUGGGAAAGUGGGCAUUAAGCAUUUUUAAGGACUGAAAAAGGUCGUCUCGUGUUUUUCUGCCCUGGCUUCCGGUAGAACUUUUAUAGCUGAGUUUGGAUAUUUAAUAAGCCUGUACGUAAUGCGGGAAAAACUGGCAGUUUGGGUAUAAAAUUUCGUAUUUUAACUAUAUUUUAACCUAUAACAUUUGGGUACAUUUCUAAUUGUCUUUCUUUCAAUUUCCACUUUGGAGACAUCACAAAAUUUAUAAUAAUGGUCAAAAAUGGCAAUAAUGACGAAAAAGACCAUUUUCUUAAAAAGCAUGCGGGCGGGGAUGAGAAACUAAUAUACAACAAAUAGUGGACUGACACUAGACAACUUUUGCCUAUAACUGUCGCAUACAACCUGCUUACAACUCGAGUUGUAUUGUGUAAAUCAAGCACGUUGUCGUUUGUGAGUUGUGUGCUUCAUUUAUACACAGUACAACUCAAGUUGUAAGCAAGUUGGAUUGGACAGAUUUAGGCAAACGUUGUGUAGUCUAAAGCCCCGUUUACACUACGCUCAAUUUUUGGUACGGCACGGAUAAAAUUGGUACCCGUUUUGGUUCUUGGACUACCUAUUUAGGUAAUACAAGAACCAAAAAAACUGAAUCGAGCGUAGUGUAAACGCGGGGCUUAAAUCGCCCUCAACUAAAACUAGACUAUUAUUUUGUAAGAUCAGCUCACCUAAAUAUAUUUAUCUAUAGUGUCACAGAUAGGCAUAUCUUCUUGGCUGAAGUAUUACAAGCUACAGGAGUAUGAACAACACUUUAAACGACUUGGGAUCAAUACAUUGGCGGAGUUAAAAAAACGAGCAAUGUGCGAUGAUAUGAUGGAUGAGCUCGAGGUCAUGGUUCCUGGGCAUAGAAAGAGACUUGUCGUGGCAGGUACGCAAGACUUUUAAUACUUACAUAAAUAAGAUCUAGGUCAUGCUUUCUGGAGGUACAGGCUUGUAAUGGUAAGUAUACAGCUAGAGAUUUAUUUACUUUAAACAGCUCACAACCAAUAUAGAUAUGAUAUUUAUACCUAAGAGCUAGAGGUCACGCUUUCUGGACCAGUGUCUGAACCUAAGAGACUUGGAAACGAGAUACCGCGCAGAAAAAACUCGGCGUGCGAUUGGGUUGCGGUGACAACACAGUUCAGUUUCGAUCCAAAGGUUUCGGUCAGUGGUUGAACGGUCUUGCUAGCUAAUAACUGAAUAUAAUUGUGGUACAUAAACCUGUAUUUGUUUUCCAGCCAGCCACAUUUGCCAGCCAGUACCUCAAGAAGUUGUCCAGCCAGGACCUCAUGAAGUUGUCCAGCCAGUACCCCAAGAAAUUGAUCAGCCAGCCAGUACAUCACAGGCACGACAGCCACUGGCUUACGGUUACUGGGCAAAAAGUAAUGAAAUGCAGACGUUCGAAACAGACUUUCUUUGGGUUGAUGAAUGUAAAAUUAAAUCCAAUAUUUGUGGACAUGAUCCGAUAGAGUUAUUAAACUGUAUGGUGGACACAGGGAGCGAGGUGGUCACCAUCAAAAAAGAUAUUUUGCCGGAGUUGAAUCUUCAGUUCUUGCAAAAUAUAAACAGUAAAGGCAUACACAAGGUUGAAGAGAAACCUUUGUAUCGUGGAGUGCUAGUCCUUGGAAGUAAAGAAAUCGAAGUAGAUGUAAGUUGGAUUAAGAAUGAUUACAGUGACUGCAUGUCGUAAUAUGGAUUAGAGUUAUGGUUGAAUAUUUAAAUCUCUUUGCAGAAUAAAUAAGGAAGUUGCAUGUAGAUAUGAUGUUGACAGUGUAUUCUUUAUUUCAUAUUAGGUGAUGCCUGAUUCAUACAACUCUGUAGGAUGCAACGUGUUUCAAAAAUUUUCACAUGUUAUAGAUGGACGUGGGCACAUUUGGUUAGACUCUGGGAGUUAGAUGGAGCAUCAGAUGACGUUUGAACAAAUAAUAAUUUGACCAGAUGCACGACAAGCGGGGAAAAAGAGCGAUUGUUGGACUUGAUUUGAAACGUUUCGUUUUUUGGUCAACGCACGCACAAUCGUUUGCACGCAAUCAGGCGCAAUCUACCUUGAGUUCGAGAAUGUAUUAGUAUUCGUUCUAACCAAUCCCAAAUUAGAUAAUAUAUUUAAAAUUGUAUAAAAUAAUAAUUGAAUUAAUGAUACUGUUUUAAUUAAAAUAAUUAAUACUGUUUUAAGUGUAUAUUAUUGAUUUUUCCGGUGAAAUAUUUGUUGGACUGCAAGUUUCUUCAUGACAGAAAUAGUUCCCACAGCAGUAAAACUUCAAUUCUGAAAGCUAAAUUUGAUGCCAUCAUGAGACCAACACUUGCUAGAGUAAUAUCCACCCAGCUAUCUGACCAGAGAUCUAAAAACAAUAAAGAACUUACCUAGAUUAGGAAGAUGAAUGAAAGCUCAAACCGACUACUGUCAUUUCUUCGAGAUUCCCACAGAAAUAGGUUUGUUUCAUGCAAAGAAAUGUUUAUCAAUUUUGCAAGUAUGGGGUAUGUACCCUGCUGGCAGUGGUUUCUGAGCUGAGAUAUGCAUCUAGGGUAGGAAUCUUAACAUGUUCGUUCGCACUGUAGACCACUAAAGAUUCCAUCCUUUCAUUUCGAAUCAUUAGCGACAGCGCAAACGAACACGUUUAAAGAACAAACCUACGAAUGCUCGCAAUUUCGCCCUUUGUGGAAGCAUGAAUCAUAAAAACAUCUUUUUUAAUUACCCAUGCUGGAAGCAUGGAACUUCUUCAAUAAAACCCAUAAGCACGCAACUUCAAAUAAUUCGUAAAAAAGAAUCUUACCUGGAACUUCAUGACAGACCAAUCUACCAUACGAGGUCCGCACCAACAUGAAUAAUAGAAAUAUCAAGAUCGGGAAAAUCUUUGCCAUCGUUCAGAACAACUUCGAACAAACUCAAAGCACAAACUUGUUACGCAAAAGUAAUUAUGACGCAAGCAACAUGGAGCAAUUAAUGCUAAUUAGCGUUAUCAAAACUGCGCGCGCACUAAUUCGAUCAUGAGAGUUUGCAAGCCUCUCACGCGAGGCAAAAACGUCAGAUGCGCGCUUAAUCUACGCUUCAACCAUAGAGCCGAUAGAGACAGAUCCUCUUUCACUUUAUGAAAACACUAUUUUACUAAAUGUUUUAUUUGAAAUACUACAUGAAGAAUUGAAAAAUUUGUAUUUGUGUCCAAAAUUACCGUGAUUGUUUUCUAAUUCGAGAGAAUGGCUUCAUAAGCUUCUUGUACACCCUUGGUCACGUCCAAGGCCUGAGUCUUUAAUGCCAACUACACA